GAGUGUCGCUUUUGCACGCGGUCUGUCUGGCUAGUGACGCUAUAAAACCAUCGCUCCGGCAGGCGUACAGGCAGCAGUCUAACUGACAAUACUUCUGUUCACAUUCGUCAAGGAAAAAGAAGGGAAUCGGAAAAUAUGGAUCCUUGUGCCUGCGCUAAGACUGGAACUUGCAGCUGCGGUGACAACUGUAAGUGCACGGGUUGCAAGUGCACUACGUGUAAUAAAAGCUGCUGUUCUUGCUGUCCUAGUAGCUGCACCAAGUGCGCCUCCGGAUGCGUCUGCAAAGGCAAAACCUGCGACACGAGCUGCUGUCAGUGAAGAUGAUGGCCAUUGUCAGAUUAUUUUCAUUCCUGCCUGAACAUGAAGUCGAUUGAUCCAUCAUUUGUGUUGGGUUUAUUGUAUGUGUGAACUGAAAAUAUAUUUGUAACAAUGAAAACUGUUUUGUCAUCCAUGCAGAGCUUGUAUUUUCUGAAUAUUUGUCAGUAAAAUUGUCUAACAUGAA
Anguilla rostrata (American eel) is the source of this 502-nucleotide messenger RNA. RefSeq names its product metallothionein 2 (gene mt2). NCBI's taxonomy places the organism in Eukaryota, Metazoa, Chordata, Actinopteri, Anguilliformes, Anguillidae. The transcript has 3 exons. Gene Ontology annotation, molecular function: metal ion binding. The record is from RefSeq and is a predicted model, not a curated record. Bases 136 to 318 code for a protein of 60 amino acids.